GUUUCGACUAGAGUUGUUUGUGUUGAAAAAUUCUUUGUUGAUAAUCAUUUUCCAAACACUUUUCCACAUCCGAUUGGGAACCUGUGCUCCUAGACUAAAAGGACCAUGUCGGACGAGUACCAGCACGCGGCCCGCGGCAAGCUGAAGCUCAAGUGCGACUCCGAGAUCAAGAAGAAGAAGAAGAAAAAGAGCAAGGAUAAGGACAAGGAAAAGCUGCGGGAAAAGGUCGAGAAGAGCCUGGAACAGAGCGGGAGCGGAAGUGGCCAGCAGCAGCAGGUAAAGCCAACCGGGCGGGUUCUGACGAAGGCGGAGGAGUCGUUCAAAAAGAUGCAGGAGAAAAUGCAAAAGAAACGCAUCAUGGAAAAGGCAUCGAUGACCCACAAGCAACGGGUGGAGCAGUUUAAUCAGCAUUUGGACGGCCUCACGGAACACUUUGAUAUUCCCAAGGUUUCGUGGACGAAAUAAGCUGACGGGUGUAAUUUAUCUCUAUUUUUAACCACUAAUAUAUCAUGAAUAUAAAAAAUUUACGGAAAUGAAA
Culex quinquefasciatus (southern house mosquito) is the source of this 538-nucleotide messenger RNA. RefSeq names its product protein FAM32A. The record is from RefSeq and is a predicted model, not a curated record. NCBI's taxonomy places the organism in Eukaryota, Metazoa, Arthropoda, Insecta, Diptera, Culicidae. Gene Ontology annotation, cellular component: nucleolus. The transcript is spliced from 2 exons. Bases 106 to 465 code for a protein of 119 amino acids.